AUGUUCUCAAUUAGUGAUACAUUUGAGUUAGAUGAUACAUUCAAAGAUGAUUAUGAUGAUGAUGUUUUUAGUAAUAAUAACAAUGAUAAUGAAUAUAUCAAAAGACAAUAUCCAUUAACAAUUAAACGAUAUUUAACAAUGACAGCUGAAAAAUAUCUAUGGAAUAAAUUAAUGAACGAAAUGAAAACUGGUGGUUUACAAAAAUUGAUACAUCCAAGAGUACCUACUGCUUUAAGAUUUGGUUAA
This is a messenger RNA of Schistosoma guineensis, 246 nucleotides long. The record is from the annotation of a GenBank genome assembly. Lineage: Eukaryota; Metazoa; Platyhelminthes; Trematoda; Strigeidida; Schistosomatidae.